Messenger RNA from Drosophila sechellia, 420 nucleotides. Bases 25 to 258 code for a protein of 77 amino acids. The record is from RefSeq and is a predicted model, not a curated record. The transcript is spliced from 2 exons. Lineage: Eukaryota; Metazoa; Arthropoda; Insecta; Diptera; Drosophilidae.
CAACCGAAUUUUGCUUGUCAGUUAAUGCCCAUCAAUCGAAUCAAUCCCAGCACAGCCAUGAGAAGCGCGUCGCUUAAGUUCUAUCUGAUAUGUCUGCUAGUUAUCUGCGUGAUCGGUUGGAGUGCUGGAGCACCGAGUCCGCAACUUACACGUAAGGAACUCGAGGAUCGAUAUCGCCAAAGGCCUCCGGUGCCGGAUGAGCGAGAUGCGGAUGCAGAAUUGGAUAGUGCCUUCGAUCGGUUUAAACGAAGACCUUGAAGUGCAAAUCUGAAAGGCUGGAGACACCCAACGCACACAAUCGAUUUGUGGUUCUAUAUGGAGUGGCAGUUUUUAUGUCGUAUUCAGGGUUAUGGCUAUGUAGUUCUAAGCUUAGGCAAAAUGUACAAGCGUAAAAUAAAGCAAUUACUUGGAUGAAACGUG